UUAUUAAAAACAAAUAAUAAAAAAAAAAGCUUAGGGUUUAAGUAAAUGAGAGGUAACAAAGAAAAUGUUGGGAGUAAUUUGUUCACCCAGCGGAAAUUAAGUCAACGCCAAUUAUAGUAUUUUUCUUCUUCUAAUUAUUCAUCAACAAACGAACCUUUCCACAAUCAUUGAUUUCGAUUCUGAUUCACUCCUCUUUCUAAAAUCCAAAUUGAAUGACAAUGAGCGACCAAGAGAAAAACAGGGGAGUUGUUGUAGACCACCGCCACCAUGAAGACCAACCACCGCCACCGCCACCGCCACCACCCCAGCCCCAAUAUGGUACCUUUCAAGGAGUUGCCAAUUAUCCACCGCCUUCUCAAAGCCAUGUCAUCGGCUUUCCUCAGCCUGUCCCUCCUCCUGGUAUCACCGCCGAACCUUAUGCUCAGGGCUACCAAACCGUCCCAGGUUAUGCUGUUGCUGAAGGAAGACCUGUGAGACAACGUCGCCUACCUUGUUGCGGUUGUGGUGUUGGCUGGUUCUUGUUUAUCAUCGGUUUCUUUCUGGGUGCCAUCCCCUGGUAUAUUGGGUUAUUUAUCAUAGCUUGUAUGAGGAUAGAUCCCCGAGAGAAACCUGGAUAUGUUGCUUGCACCAUUGCUGCUAUUCUUGCAACAAUUGCAAUUAUUCUUGGUGCAACAAAGGGAGCUGAUGAGUGGUAAUCUACUGGGCAAGAGUUUUAUAGGUUGCAAACUGGAUGUAUAAACAUGUUUCUAUUCCUGAAGAUUAUAUUUUAAAGGUGAAAGACUGAAACUGUGAACAGAAUCAUGGUUGCUUGUGAAAUAUGUUGUUUAUUAUGAGUGCCGUAAACUUUGGAAACUGCCAGUUAUUUACAAGAAGAUUUCCGUAAUUGUUUGAUGCA
Messenger RNA from Populus nigra (black poplar), 895 nucleotides. RefSeq names its product large ribosomal subunit protein eL20z-like. The transcript has 4 exons. NCBI's taxonomy places the organism in Eukaryota, Viridiplantae, Streptophyta, Magnoliopsida, Malpighiales, Salicaceae. The record is from RefSeq and is a predicted model, not a curated record. The coding region runs from base 213 to 695 and encodes 160 amino acids.